Messenger RNA from Gastrolobium bilobum, 1188 nucleotides. RefSeq names its product CRAL-TRIO domain-containing protein C3H8.02. The record is from RefSeq and is a predicted model, not a curated record. The transcript has 6 exons. NCBI's taxonomy places the organism in Eukaryota, Viridiplantae, Streptophyta, Magnoliopsida, Fabales, Fabaceae. Bases 19 to 801 code for a protein of 260 amino acids.
GCAGAGGAGAGAAAUUGAAUGGCGCUGUUACGUGUGUGCCCAACCAUCACUCUUCCUCUCGUUUCUUCAAAACUUUCGUUUAGGACCAAAUUUGAAGUUCGAUGCUGUAACCUUCAACUGCAAGUGGAACCCAAUGACUCACGCAAGUUAGUUCUGGCAGUGAAGGAGAAGCUUGAAAAAGAACAUCAUAGCCUUCCUCUAGGUAGAAAUGGAAGGGAUGACGAAGAUAUGAUACUGUGGUUUCUGAAAGAUCGCAAGUUUUCUGUUGAAGAAGCUGUUUCAAAGUUGACUAAAGCCAUUAAAUGGCGUCAAGAUUUUGAGGUGUCUGAAUUGACUGAAGAAGCCGUUAAAAAUGUUGCUCAAACUGGAAAAGCGUAUGUACAUGACUUUCUAGAUAUCAAUGAAAGACCCGUGCUUGUGGUGGUUGCAUCAAAGCAUUUUCCUGAAGUAAGAGACCCUGCGGACGAUGAGAGGUUGUGUGUUUACUUGAUUGAGAAGGCACUAAGUAAGCUUCCAAUUGGGAAAGAGCAGAUACUUGGAAUAAUUGAUCUCAGAGGUUUUGGCACAGAAAAUGCCGAUAUUAAAUUCUUGACAUUCUUGUUUGAUGUAUUCUAUUAUUAUUAUCCCAAACGAUUGGGUGAAGUACUAUUUGUGGAUGCUCCUUUCGUGUUUAAGCCAAUUUGGCAGCUAGUCAAGCCCAUGUUAAAAUCAUAUGCUUCUAUGGUAAGAUUUUGCUCUGCCGAGACUGUUGGGAAGGAAUAUUUUACAGAUGAAACUUUGCCGUCAAACUUCAAAAAUUGAAAGGGCUUUCAAAGACCGAUGUGUGGAUUUGAUGACGGCAGCACCACAUUUAUUUAGUAGAAAAAUAGUUUCUUGCUUUUAAGAGCUAAUGAGUAUUCUGAGAGGAAUUUUAGAAGAGCCAUGCUGAUAAUUGGUAUAGGCAUCCGAUUUCCUUGUUUCUUCUUAUGCAUGAUAUGUAGGAAUGUGUGAGGAACUACUCUGGAUAUUGGAGAAUUAUGCUAGAGGUAAUACUGAAGACACAAGUUCAUAUUCCCAGAAGAUAGGUCUUGUUUCUGCCAUCCGACGAGCAAAAUUGCAUUUUCAGUUUAUUGCUUCUUUUUAGCAUUUUAUCUUAUAUUCUUACCAAUAUCUUUAUACAAGUGGUACAAAAUUGUGAUUUUGCUUACC